AUGUACACCGCGGGCGUGACGCGAAUCGAGUGUCUCGGAAAGGACAAUUACGAUACAUGGAGACUUCACAUGGAAGCUCUCCUCGUCAAGAAUGAUGCCUGGUCGUACGUGAGCGGCGAGCUCGCGAAACCCGAAGUCGUGGCCGGCGACGCCGCGUCGGAAGCCGCGCGAAAAACGUGGGAAAGAGGCGAUGCUAAGGCGAAAUCCGAUAUCAUUCUGACAAUCGGCAGUUCCGAGCUGAAGCAGAUUAAAGGCUGCAUUACCGCACGCGAUGUUUGGCUGAAGCUGGAAAGGGAUAUACCAAUCGCGGGUACCCGCCAGGAAAGCUACGUUAUUAAAGAGACUAAUACCCAUAACGAUUUUUUAAAUUAUUCGGACGAGGGAUUUGAAGAUGAAAAUGAUGCGGAAAAUGAUUUUCGAUGGCGUUUACCAAAACGAUACAUUCGUGACUGGGAAAACCCUAUUGAGUUUUACGAAGAUGUACCUUUUAAAAAACGGUAUAGGUUCGAUAAAGGAGCUGUGAUUAAUGUUCUAUUACCACUAGUGAAUGAACAGCUACAGAAAGACGAUAACCGCGGACUCCCGAUUUCUCCAAUAAUGCAGCUUUUAAUCACUUUACGAUUUUAUGCAACAAGUAGCUUUCAAAUUGUUAACGGAGAUAUUAGAGGAUACAGUCAAACAUCGGUAUCGCGCAUUGUUGCACGAGUGUCAACAAUUUUAGCAUCCUAUGUAGGGCAAUACAUAAACUUCUCUACCCGACAGCGUCAAAGGCAAAAUAUUGAUAGAUUUUAUGAGGUAGCGAAUUUUCCAUGUAUAAUAGGAUGUAUCGAUUGCACUCAUAUACGUAUUGCCAAUCCUGGACGAAAUAAUGGAGAGGUAUUUCGUAAUCGAAAAGGAUGGUUUUCAUUGAAUGUGCAGGUUGUAUGUGGGCCUCGAAGAGAAUUUUUGGACAUUGUUGUAAGACAUCCUGGUUCAGCGCACGAUGCUAUAAUCUUUGAUCGAAGCGGUGUUCGAUGUCGUUUCGAAUUGGGACACCUCGACGGGAUUUUACUUGGAGAUAGUGGAUACGCAUGUCGAAGAUAUUUACUAACUCCUGUAUUGAGGCCCGAUAACGAUGCAGAAGUUAGGUAUAAUAAUGCACAUAGGAAGACCAGAGUUAUCGUCGAACAGCUAUUUGGAGUUUGGAAGCGCCGCUUCCCAUGUUUAUAUUACGGGUUAAGAACAAAACUAAGUACAUCGGUUGCAGUUAUUUGUGCUACUGCUGUUUUGCAUAAUAUAUGUAUUAACCAUGGAUUCGUGGAAAUUGAACAAGAACAUGUACAGAAAUAUUCGAGGCUGUUUUGA
Molecule: messenger RNA, 1344 nt
Organism: Vollenhovia emeryi
Lineage: Eukaryota; Metazoa; Arthropoda; Insecta; Hymenoptera; Formicidae
Product: putative nuclease HARBI1
Exons: 4
Coding region: 1-1344 (447 amino acids)
Source: RefSeq, a predicted model, not a curated record